This is a messenger RNA of Oncorhynchus nerka (sockeye salmon), 3516 nucleotides long. RefSeq names its product eyes absent homolog 3-like. Bases 277 to 2220 code for a protein of 647 amino acids. Gene Ontology annotation, molecular function: protein tyrosine phosphatase activity. The record is from RefSeq and is a predicted model, not a curated record. Gene Ontology annotation, biological process: cell differentiation; positive regulation of DNA repair; multicellular organism development. Gene Ontology annotation, cellular component: nucleus. The transcript is spliced from 19 exons. NCBI's taxonomy places the organism in Eukaryota, Metazoa, Chordata, Actinopteri, Salmoniformes, Salmonidae.
GUGCGUACGGCGUGCCAUAAACAGUAAACACUUCCUGCCAAAUAGUGGUCCCUAACAACAGACAAAGCGGUGUGGAAUCAAUACGAAGCCAUUCAACAACAACAACAAAAAAACACAUUACGCCAAUGGUGGACUCCCAAUCAAGUUGUAGAAACAUCUCAAGGAUGAUCACUGGAAACAGGAUGCACCUGAGCUCAAUUUCGAGUCUCAUAGGUUCUGAAUACUUAUGUAAAAUAAGUGUCCAGACGGCCUCCCCAAGAAGUAGAGAGUAGAGACAUGUCAGGAGGAAGUGGCUCAGCGCAUAUGGACGACUCGCAGGACCUGCCUGACUUGCCGACCAAGAAGGCCAGACAUGAGCUGGACGUUGGACUGAACCAAGAGCCAAGGGGACUACGUGAUGACCAGAUCCCUCCUACUCUCUUCGGCUCAGGAGAUCAGGACAAUUCAUACUCUACGUUGUCUAAUGCCCAGCUUGAUGGAGCGGUGGCCAGCAGAGCGCUCACCACAACAACAGCCUCUGAAUAUAACUCCCACAUCUACCAAGGAAGCAGACCACCAGUCACAUCCUACACCACCAGCCAGGGUGCCUUUCCUCCUCUGGCCCAGGCCACAGUCUACACUGCCUUCCCUCAGGCAGGACAGACCCAGGCUACAGUCUACACUGCCUUCCCUCAGGCAGGACAGACCCAGGCUACAGUCUACACUGCCUUCCCCCAAGCAGGACAGACCCAGGCUACAGUCUACACUGCCUUCCCUCAGGCAGGACAGACCCAGGCUACAGUCUACACUGCCUUCCCCCAAGCAGGACAGACCUACGGCCUCCCACCAUUUGGUGCUAUGUGGCCAGGUAUUAAGUCAGAGACUGGGCUGCCUGAUGCAGCACCCUCUGUUGGCCAGCCUGGGUUCCUCAGCUUCAGGUCAGCAUAUACCUCAACCCAGCCAGACCCAGGCCAUGUGCACUGCUCAUACCCCAGCCAAGGCUCCAGUUUCACUACAUCCAGUGUGUACACUAACAUCCCCUCUGCUUCCGCAGCUACAGAGGCUCACCAGGAGUUCAGCAGCUAUAACGUCAACUCUCUGGGCCAGACCCAGUUCCCUCAGUACUACGCCCCGCCCCUUAGCUACCUCCCCGCCGGGCUGCCCAAUAGCGAAGAGAAUGGAUCCAGUAUGGGUGUGGCCGGGUAUCCAGCUAUAAAGACGGAGGGCAGUGCCUUGGCUGGACUGCCCAGCACUACAGAUGCAUGCCCACGUGAGAACCUCCCGACCGGCGUAGCCCUGCCUACAGGUGUGGCCCUCCCCAUGGGGGCCCUGGACCAGGAUGAGGCGGGGAGGAGGAACCCUGCUGGGAAGGCCAAGGGGAAGGCCAAGAAAUCAGACAGCAACCAGCCUACUGACGCUGACCUGGAGCGAAUCUUUCUGUGGGAUCUGGAUGAAACGAUCAUCAUUUUCCACUCUCUGCUCACUGGGUCCUUCUCUCAGAAGUUUGGCAAGGACUCCGACACUGUGCUGAACCUGGGCCUUCAGAUGGAGGAGCUGAUCUUUGACCUGGCAGACACACACCUCUUCUUCAAUGACCUGGAGGAGUGUGAUCAGGUUCAUGUUGAAGACGUAGCCACUGAUGACAACGGACAGGAUCUGAGCGCCUACAACUUCCUAGCGGAUGGCUUCCACAACCCCAGUGGUGUAGGCGCCGCCACAGGAGUCCAGGGCGGGGUGGAGUGGAUGAGGAAACUGGCCUUCCGUUAUCGUCGCCUGAAGGAGAUCUACAACGGAUACAAAGGGAACGUGGGAGGCCUGCUGAGUCCCAUGAAGAGGGAGCUGCUCCUCCGGCUCCAGUCUGAGAUGGAGAAUAUGACGGACGCCUGGCUCAGCACAGCACUCAAAUCCUUGCUGCUUAUCCAGUCCAGGUCAGCACAGGGUAAGUGUAUGAAUGUCCUGGUGACGACCACCCAGCUGGUGCCUGCUCUGGCCAAAGUGUUGCUCUAUGGUCUUGGGGAUGUCUUCUCCAUAGAGAACAUCUACAGCGCCACCAAGAUAGGGAAAGAGAGCUGCUUCGAGCGCAUCGUCUCUCGCUUUGGGAAGAAUGUGACCUAUGUGGUGAUUGGAGACGGCCGUGAUGAGGAAUUCGCGGCAAAACAGCACAACAUGCCUUUCUGGCGUAUCACCACCCACGGGGACCUGGUAUCCCUCCAUCAAGCCCUGGAACUAGACUUCCUGUAGAACGGAAGGAAUGGAGGUUAAGACACAAAGGAAACGUGUGUGUCUGUGUGUGUGUGUCCCCAACCCUUCUGUUCGCUUGUGGAGUGACAUUAUAAGCUGAGUGUCCUCAGCUCCACACCAGCCCUCAAACUCACACACCCUUUACACACCUGCUGGCUGUAGUGUGUCGCUCUUUUCCCCGUGUGAUGGCCGUGGACUGAUCUGAGGUGGACUUUGGGGUGGCAGUGGCUGGGAAGCAGACUGGACAGACAGACCUACUCUCUGAUGUAGAGCUCCUCCCAAGCAACACUCUCUGUAUGGCAGCUAUCCUCUAAAGACUGAGCCUGAUCACUGGGGCAUAGCAGCAGCGACCGACCAAACCGACGCCGACAGGCAGGACAUGACUAAAAAUGAAGAAGACCAUUCCCAUAUCUCUCUCUGAAGUGUCUGUAGUCUCUGGCUCCACAACCCACAGGCUGUUUUCCUCUGUUCUCUCUCUGGCUUGCAUCCCAAAUGGCACCCUAUUCCCUAUGUAGUGCACUACAUUUGAUAGGGCCUAGUGCUCUCAUCAAAAAUAGUGCACUACAUAGGGAAUAGGGUUGCAUUUGUGACGUCGCCUCUUGUUAGUGGAUCGACUAAAGCAAAAGGUCUGCAGCCCUGUCUUGGAUCCCGGACGGACCCUUCUGGUUGUUUAGACCUUACACUUUUACUAUUUUUUCCAAAUUCUCUUUCUGUAGGGUAGCUAUUCAUGAAAGUAUAAAUGUCACUUUGAAUGUUUUUUUUAUAAUUUGUAUUUUUAAAAGGUUGUUUUGCAUUCCAAAUGACUUGAGGUAUCAUUGAUUAGGGUCGGUAAUAAUUUUAGUCUUUUCAAAGCAUAUGAUUCGAUGACUACUUAAGAAUGACCUUCAAUUGACCUUCUGGAUGUAACCUUUCCACUAGUUCACUAACAGUACUGACAUGUUCUCCAUAGACACCUCCGCCGUCCUGACCUCUCCACUGUGUCACGGGCUUCAACAGCCUAACUGACUUCUGUGGUCUUUUUUACAUAAACUGAUGUGUGGUCAGAAUGACUCAAUGAAGACCCUAACAAACCUGUAUUCCACUGCGUGGUAUCAAGGAUGCCAGGUUACUAUGUAGUUAAUCAUAAGAACAUCCAAUCCAGGUGUUUUCUGUGAGAAACAGCCGAACCAGGCCUUUCUGUGAGAAACAGCCGAACCAGGCCUUUCUGUGAGAAACAGACGAACCAGGCCUUUCUGUGAGAAACAGACGAACCAGGCCUUUCUGUGAGAAACAGACGAACCAGGCCUUUCUGUGAGA